GGGAGUGAAUGAUGUCACUUCUUCUGUGUAGAAGUGAGUAGACGGGAGUGAGUGUACGGGCAGCCCUACUAGGGCGCCCUUGUCUAAUGUUUGCUAUUUUCGAGGAAACGGCGCACCAAGCUAUUCAAGAAAUGAAGGUGGAGACUCCUCGUAGAUAUGCCGACGACAAGACUGGCCGCUUCUACUACACGCGAAAGAGCUGAGGAACCCAAUGGUGCGCCGCUGUCUUUGAGACCUGACUUCUAUAGCGGCUGCUCACUUGUGCAGGACAGUCCUGAAGAGCCUACUACGCUUUGUGGCCUAAGGAUUAAGAUCGUAGGCAGAAAUACUAUCAAAGUCAUAGCGGCAAGCGGCACUAAGUGGGAAGCCUCUAGCUUCGCUUCUGCAUCCUCAACGGAGACGGGCCGUAGAGUGAAAGGAGUCGCUCGCGGACAUUUUUCACGCCUUCGAACCCAAUCUAAAAACAGAAUCCCCAAAGGAGACGCGCUGCUACUUAUCCAAAAACUACCAAACCAAGGCUACCCCCAUAGGUUUAUCCUCGGUCUUCGCUAACUCGGUAGCCACUCUCUAUGAGGGCGACGGAACUGACGACGCAUAGUUUUUCAGUGACCCCUGGGAAAUGAACCGACUCAGAAUGCCUCUGGUGUUUCUGCUCCUCGAACCUUACAAGACAAACAACAACAAAGAGAGAUCUUUUCGCGCUGAGUCUCUUCUCGUGCUGGUUCUAUGCAAUAAAUUUAAUGGCAUCGCUCUUCGAUCGCUCUCGCCUCUACACAUGUGAAAACUGGAAUGGACUUGAGUGCGUGCGUCUUCGUCUGUUUCGAGGUCCUGCUGGUGAUUCGCGACAGUUGGCCAUGACUGCUCGCGUCGGAAAGGGACUACACCAAGAGCAACUCUACUACGCAACUUCUACAUUAACAUUAGCUUUUCUUUCUUCAUCACGAGUUGUCCUUGAACUUUUCUACGGAGUCGUAGCCAUAGUUGUAGUUCAUUUAAUACUAGGGCCUAGUUCUUACACGGAAUAGCAAUAACAAUAAGAACUGAGGAGGAUGAGCAUCGAAGAAGCUGUGACCUACUUUCAGAGGAUCAAGAACAUCAACAAAGUUCCUAUGAGGACCUCCAAUUUCACACUUUGAGAUUUCAAGACCUUGUCGGAACUACCUCUUCAGUCAACCUUAUUUGACCUGCUGAACUUCAGCUACAGAGACUGACGCGAGCGUAGACCUACAGAGGCAAGAAGAAGAAGACGAAGAAAGAAAAGCUCCCUUCUUGUUGCGAAAGAAUAUCUAGAGUUGUAAAUCAAU
Amoebophrya sp. A25 is the source of this 1304-nucleotide messenger RNA. The record is from the annotation of a GenBank genome assembly. NCBI's taxonomy places the organism in Eukaryota, Dinophyceae, Syndiniales, Amoebophryaceae.